This is a messenger RNA of Schistocerca serialis cubense, 1525 nucleotides long. Its product is annotated as serine protease persephone-like. The coding region runs from base 35 to 1201 and encodes 388 amino acids. The transcript is spliced from 7 exons. The record is from RefSeq and is a predicted model, not a curated record. Gene Ontology annotation, molecular function: serine-type endopeptidase activity. Gene Ontology annotation, biological process: proteolysis. Lineage: Eukaryota; Metazoa; Arthropoda; Insecta; Orthoptera; Acrididae.
GGCGGGCACAGUUUGAGCGGCUGCCUCUCGCGCGAUGACGAUGACGUCGACGCGCCCCGGGACCGGCCUCGCGGUGCUCUGCCCGCUGCUGCUGCUCGCCUCUGCGGCGGCUGCCGCUUUUCCACGCCACCUCGCAGAGGGCGAGCAGUGCUGGGAGUCGGGCGCGGAAGGCCGCUGCCUGCGGGUUCGCGACUGCGCGGCCGCGCGCGAGGCGCUGGCGCAGCGCCGGCCGCUGCCGCGCCGCUGCGGGUUCGCCGGCUACGAGGAGGUGGUGUGCUGCGUGCAGGAGGAGCAGGAGCCGCCAGUCCCCGACGUCGUCGCCCCCGACUACUUCCCCAACAGGGACACCGACGGCGGCGGCGGCGAUACCAACAACAUCAUCGACGACGGCUGGAGGAGGCCCGCGGCCGAACGGCCCAGCGUCGCAGCCUGCAAAUCCUACAGGAGUCAACGCGAUGGUCUGACGUACCACAUCCUCUACGGCGAGAAAGCUCGACAGGCGGAGUUUCCACAUAUGGCGGCCCUGGGCUACAGCGUGGCGGGCACGGAGGGCCUCAGCUGGCUGUGCGGAGGGACCCUCAUCAGCGACCAGUUCGUCCUCACCGCGGCCCACUGCUGCGCCAACAGAGUCAUGAGGAGACCUCUGAGGGUGCAGAUCGGGACGCUGGAGAUCCCCCCCACGGAGGGCAGUGACUCCAUGUACGGAGUGAAGGAGGUGAUCGUCCACCCGGGCUACAAGCGGCCCUACUACGCCAACGACAUCGCGCUCCUGAGGCUGGACCGGCGGGUGCAGUUCUCGGACUCCGUGUUCCCCGCCUGCCUGUACACGGAGGGCGGCGACCCGCCCACGCUCACCGCCACCGGCUGGGGGGCGACCACGGCCAGCGGGACGAGGAUGAGCCCGCUGCUGCUGAAAACAACAAUUUCCCCGUUCCCGCUGUCGCACUGCCAGAGGACUUACGAGAACAAGUUCCCCAACGGGCUGGACUCGUCGGUGAUCUGCGCCGGCGACCCGCAGGGGAAGGCCGACACCUGCGUCGGUGAUUCCGGAGGCCCUCUUCAAGUCAUCGGAGAACGUGCUCCGUGUUCAAUUGUCGGGAUUACCAGCGUAGGCCCGAAACCGUGCGGCGGCUCCAUACCCAGUGUGUACACGCGAGUCUCCAACUACCUAGACUGGAUUGAGAAACACGUGUGGCCAUAAAACAUUAUUCAUAAACUAAACUGCUUAUGGGAGUCGUAGUCAUUGAACUUCGUCUUCCAGUACAUACCUUCAUACACUGUAUUCCAGUUAGUUCAAUGGCCAGUAAAGCGUACUGUCCGGCUGUCAAACUGUGAUAACCUAUAUGUUUAGUGUAAGAAUGCUCUCAUACUAUUUAUUAGUUGUGAAAAGUGUCAGAGUUCAGUUUUGCACGUUGUAAUAAUUGCUUCAAAGACGUAUCGAUAUGAGAAAAAUUUAUGUCCCAUAGGCAAUACAACAACAACGUCUCAUAUAUUUCGCAUGUACUGUAAUGAGACUUCAAAUUUA